Molecule: messenger RNA, 1415 nt
Organism: Acipenser ruthenus (sterlet)
Lineage: Eukaryota; Metazoa; Chordata; Actinopteri; Acipenseriformes; Acipenseridae
Product: cyclin-dependent kinase inhibitor 3-like
Exons: 8
Coding region: 225-983 (252 amino acids)
Biological process (GO): protein dephosphorylation
Cellular component (GO): nucleus
Molecular function (GO): protein tyrosine phosphatase activity
Source: RefSeq, a predicted model, not a curated record
CUUCCUGCUGUAGAAUUGGAGUCAGAAAUACUGUGUUGGAGCCUUGGAGCAUUAAGAAUGAUCGGAGUACUACUCCAUAACAUAAAAAAAAACAAACAAAAACAUAAUGGCUAUUUUGUUUAAGCUCUCGCCGAUGUCGUACAAACAUAAACGCAGACAGCAAACUUAUAGCGCUGGAUAAUAAAUCACGUUGCACGCUCCCAGUCGGACUGCAUUUGACUGCUAUGGGGAGGGGGCGUGUCUGUCUGCGAGUAGUAGGCAGAGCUGAUUGGCUGGCACGUUCGAAUGUGAGUUUUUUAAAUCUCUCCGGUGACGCAUCAACUCGGCAGCAGCGGCAGUGUAUUUGCCCAGUCCUUCCCGUCAGGAUGAGAACGAGCGAAUUCGACUCCUCAGACGAGGAGGAAGAGGAGCAGAGUCAGCUACAGAUCUCCUGGUUAUCCCUGUCGGUCGUGGGCAGCUCCCAGGUCCUGGGCAUAUGUGCCCUGCCAGGGUGUAAAUUUAAAGACGUGAGACGGAAUCUACAGAAAGAUAUAGGAGAGCUGAAGGCACAGGGGGUGCAGGAGGUGUUUGUGUUCUGCACGCGCGGGGAGCUCAGUAAGUACCGCGUCCCACAGCUCCUGGACUCCUAUAGGCAUCUGGGGCUGGGCGUGCACCACCUCCCCUUCCCCGACGGGAGCGCUCCGGAGCUGGGACAGUGCUGCCAGAUCCUGGGGGAGCUGCAGGAGAGCCUGGAGAGCAACCGCAGGACCGUCAUCCACUGUUAUGGAGGUCUUGGCCGCUCUGGCUUAAUUGCUGCCUGCCUCCUGCUGAGGCUGUCCCACUCCCUCACCCCGGAGAAGGCCAUCGAGCUCCUCCGAGAGCAGAGGGGACCCGGAGCCAUUCAGACAGUCAAGCAAUACAACUUCUUGCACGAGUUCCGGGAGAAGUUCACAGAACACCAGGCAGCAGAAGAGGAUUCAACAACAAGAUCUGUUUCAAGAUAAAGAUUUAAAACAUCAAAAAAAGAACUUUGGUGGGCCCGAGCCACACAUUGGUCUCUGUGUGAGUGAGAGCGAGUCCAGGGAAUACGAUUCCCUCGAAUGUGGGAGCUAAUUUGUCUUUGCCCUGGACUAACAGUGUCUCUUGAUUUCUGGAUUUCUUUGUUAUUCUUGUCACUUGGUGACAGUGUUGGUGUGGCUGCAUGAUGGGGUGCGCUUGGAUGAAUGCUUCUAAUAAUUCGGAGCACCUUCUUUGUUUUACACUUUUAUUACUUUUCCAGGGAAUGGUGCGGCUCUAUCUCUCAGAUCUAUUGAUAAUAUAGAAUUACAGUCUUUUCAGAUUACUGUUUUUGUUGGAAGAAUAUUAAUGCUACUGGCUGUAUAUAUAGAUAUAUAUAUAUAUAUAUAUUUUUAAAUAUAAUUCUCUGGUUGAAAUAA